Frankliniella occidentalis (western flower thrips) is the source of this 1645-nucleotide messenger RNA. It is a transcript of the gene Coq6, whose product is annotated as ubiquinone biosynthesis monooxygenase COQ6, mitochondrial. Bases 121 to 1524 code for a protein of 467 amino acids. The record is from RefSeq and is a predicted model, not a curated record. Gene Ontology annotation, biological process: ubiquinone biosynthetic process. Gene Ontology annotation, cellular component: mitochondrion. The transcript has a single exon. Gene Ontology annotation, molecular function: 2-octaprenyl-6-methoxyphenol hydroxylase activity; FAD binding; oxidoreductase activity, acting on paired donors, with incorporation or reduction of molecular oxygen, NAD(P)H as one donor, and incorporation of one atom of oxygen. Lineage: Eukaryota; Metazoa; Arthropoda; Insecta; Thysanoptera; Thripidae.
AAAUUCAACUACUCUGGUAUUCGAAAGGGAGAAACGAGACUACAAAAUGAGAAAUUUAUUAACCUCUCCACUGACAGAUUGCAUAAGGAAGAAGCAGAAGACGUUAGAAAAGUUCGAAACAUGGCUCAUGUGAGUUCAUUGUUAUUCUCACCGGUAGCAAACAACAUCUCGAAAAAAUUGAUUUUAUCAAACGCAGCCCCUGCUAUUAGUUCUAACCUCAUUCAACGAUGUUAUCUCUCCUCUGCUGGAAGUCACAAUUACGACAUCAUCAUUGCUGGAGGAGGGUUAGUCGGCACAGCUAUGGCUUGUGCCUUGGGCUGCUCUAAAAUACUGUCAGAGAAAAAAAUAUUGUUGCUGGAAGGGGCACCACCCAAACCCAUCACCCUUAAAGAUACUUAUAGCAACAGAGUUUCAGCAAUAAACAAUUCGUCUGUUGGACUUUUUCAAGAUAUACAAGUAUGGGAUGACAUCAAGGGUCAUCGAGUUCAAGAAGUUAGAAAAAUGCAAAUUUGGGAUGCUUCAUCACCUUCACUCAUAACGUUUAGUGACGAAGAUCUGUCUAAGCCAGUAGCCUACAUUAUAGAGAAUGAUCUCAUGCAGUGGGCUUUAACAAAACGACUGGGUGAUAUUCCAAACAGCUCUGUGAGAUAUAGUUCUAAGAUCAAAGAUUAUGUUCUGCCUAAGUCUUCUAGCUCAGAUGUACCCCUGGUUAUUCUUGAGAAUGAUGAAAAACUUACCUGUAAUCUACUGAUUGGAGCAGAUGGAGUUAAUUCAAAGGUUCGCUCUAAAAUGGUUACAUCAGUCCAAAGAACAGAUUAUAAUCAAAUGGGAGUCGUGGCAACACUUAGUAUCUCUGACUCCACUAAUAAUAUAGUUGCAUGGCAGAGAUUUCUCCCAGAUGGAGUAAUUGCUCUACUUCCUUUAUCGGAAUCAACUAGCUCUCUGGUGUGGUCAACAUCUGUAGAAAAAGCAAAAUCCCUUGUCAAUCUCCCUGAGGAGUCUUUUGUUGAUGCUGUAAAUGAUGCUUUACUGAAAGAGUAUCCAUCUAACCCAUUUGUAGAGUCUCUUCUUAAAAAUCUAAACCUUGCUGCUAGUGUAGAUUGUCAGAUUCCCCCGAGUAUUAAAGAUGUACAGCCCAACAGCAGAGCCGCAUUUCCCUUAGGGUCAACCAGUGUGUCGCGGUAUGUGAACAGUUGUGUGGCCCUAAUUGGUGAUGCUGCACAUCGAGUGCAUCCUCUAGCAGGACAAGGUGUCAAUAUUGGUUUUGGUGAUGUCGACUGCCUAGCUCACCAACUAGAGAAUGCAGUGUAUCAAGGUUACCAACUUGGAAGAGGUCAUCAUCUAAAGAUCUAUCAGUCAGAAAGGCUCAAGAAUACCUUGCCAAAAAUGAAAGCUAUUCAUUACUUGCACUCUCUCUACCAGUCAUCAUUUACCCCCAUUGUAGCUUUGAGAAGUGUAGGACUGUCAUUAGUUCACUCUAUGCCAUUUGUGAAGAAAGAACUCAUCAAAAGAGCAAAUCUCUAGACCCCACUCAACUGUUGUAAAGUCCUGUAAAUUGUUUUGUUUUAAAAACAUUGAUAUUAUAUCCUUGCAAACACUUUUGUUUACGUAUUCUGUUUUGAAUUAUAUUUACCUAUAUAAAUAA